AUGCCAUCAUCCACUCUGUCCUGUAAACCUAUUGAUCUAAAACAGUGGUCUUCCGGGUGUGGCCAAUCAACAGCAUCAGUGUCACCCAGGAGCUGGAUUCUUUCUCAAAACCCAAAGGCCCAGUCCAGCCAUGAGAAGAUAUCAGACAAACCCAAAUUCAGGGAAGUUCUACAAAACACUAACCAGUACUCUUCAAAGUUCUCAAAGUCAUGA
Molecule: messenger RNA, 213 nt
Organism: Sapajus apella (tufted capuchin)
Lineage: Eukaryota; Metazoa; Chordata; Mammalia; Primates; Cebidae
Gene: TMEM51-AS2
Product: chromosome unknown C1orf195 homolog
Source: RefSeq, a predicted model, not a curated record